AUGGUAGUAUUACGUUCAAUGCCAGGUCGUACAACAUGGACAAAACGUUUAUCAAAAACGAUUCAACGUCGAAGUGGCUCAUUUCUAAAUACAUUAGUGCCGUUUCGUAAAACUAUCGAUCAGAAUCAUUCGAACGCAAACGAUGAUAAAUCAUUGUUGUCGUCAACAACGCUUCAUAAACGACGUGCAAGCGCUUCACCCGCUGUUUCCUUUCAAACUUCCACCAAAGGUGCAUCACUUCUUAUAAACGAUAAAUUAAGUACGAUUAGUGUGGCUACUGCUACUGCAGUUACUGCUGCUGUAGUUGCUCUUAUUUCAACUGGUAAGUUUCUAAUUAAUUUCAUUAUUUAUGAAUGA
Molecule: messenger RNA, 357 nt
Organism: Acanthocheilonema viteae
Lineage: Eukaryota; Metazoa; Nematoda; Chromadorea; Rhabditida; Onchocercidae
Source: the annotation of a GenBank genome assembly